Triticum turgidum subsp. durum (durum wheat) is the source of this 861-nucleotide messenger RNA. NCBI's taxonomy places the organism in Eukaryota, Viridiplantae, Streptophyta, Magnoliopsida, Poales, Poaceae. The record is from the annotation of a GenBank genome assembly.
AUGGGGAAAGGAUACCGAGGCGAUAGGCUCAGCAACUUGCCUGACGACAUUUUGCUCAAUUUUCUUGACCGACUCAAUGUCCCCAACGCUGCCAGAACCAGCAUACUCUCCAGACGGUGGAGUCAGCUUUCUACCAUGCUUUCUAGACUGACAAUAAGUGUUUUCGAUUUCCUGCCUCACAUAGGGCCUAUAUUCGAAAUUGAUGAAGUAGUUCGGAGUAAUGCAGCUGUGGUUGAAGCAACCAUGAGCAUCCUGGCACGCAGGGAUGCGGCCCGAAAAACCAUCCACCUGCUGUCGAUGACUUUCUUCUUAAAGGAUGGUGACCCCAUAUCCAUUGGACAUGCUGUUACCAAGACUAUGGCGACACACAAGGUUGAGAUGGCUGAAUUCAUCAUUAUGACAGAGAGGGAUGCCAGUCAGUGCGACGAUGAUGAUCUAGCCAGCUAUGCGAAACAAUUCAUCUCAUUCUUUGACGCUUGCCCAGGUGCAUUUGGUGGUCUCACACGCCUGCACCUUGAAAAUUUGGGAUUUGGUAAAUCAGACAUCACUAACAUCCUCAUCAUUUGUAAGCUAUUAAAGGAUCUAAGUCUGUUCCAUUGUCACACUGGGGAUACGACCACGCUGCAAGUAGAUCACUCUGAACUCAGUGACCUCAGUGUCGUUGAUUGCCGUUUUGAAGAACUUCUGCUGAACUCUGUCCCAAAACUCACAAGGUUGACCUUUGGGGGUUGGAUCUCUUUCCAUUAUCCACUUUCUCUUGGUGAUGCCCCAUUGCUUGAGGCCGUCAACCUCACUAAUGAGCGUCGCAGUUGGCACAAGAUGGUCGGGUUAAGUAAGUUCCUUUCUGGUACCUCUGCGUGA